Molecule: messenger RNA, 1091 nt
Organism: Pangasianodon hypophthalmus (striped catfish)
Lineage: Eukaryota; Metazoa; Chordata; Actinopteri; Siluriformes; Pangasiidae
Exons: 4
Coding region: 1-666 (221 amino acids)
Source: RefSeq, a predicted model, not a curated record
AUGAAACUAAAAUUGAUGCUCGACUCUCGUCAGUCAGAGACGCUGCAAGCUGCUGCAAGUUCGGUUGCUCGUGAUCUGUCUCCCUUCAAAAUGCCUGAAGAUUCCAAAAAACUGUCAUUCUUCCUGAAGUUAAUUGGGAACACCAUGAAUAUCCAUCAAGAGAUAUUAAGGCGGCUGAAGCAACGUCUUGUGCUCGCUCAAGUGUCUGCAGAGGAAAACAGUGAUGUCAUCAUUGCUUUUGUCCCAAUUGUGUCUCGGAUGGGAACGGACAUUGAAGCUGCCCUUCAGAACAUCCCUAGAACGGGUAAGCCUGUUGUUCUCAUGGUGCUCCACUUCACAUUUGAUGAGAAUCACAUAGCUCCAAGAAGCCAAAGGAUCGUAAACAGGGAUGAUGUGUUAGCUGUGGACUUGCUCUGUUAUGAAGACCUGGGACUGCUCAGAUCCCUUCACAAUGAUGAGGCGCUGAAAGCCAUCACUGACUAUCUGACCUCUAUUGGAGCUUCACCUAAUACCCAGCUUGACUCAACCAGAUCACCAUGUGGGCCCUUGGUACUCAUCACCUGUAUCAUUUUAAUUGUUAUUGUAGUAGCGACAGUCAUUGGCGUUAUCUUUUAUUUAAAGCCAUGGCAAAAGCACACUGCACACCGCUCGCUAAUACUACCGUAAACAUGAAUUCCUAAAAACAAUACAUUUACCUGAUUUCUGUAAAUUAGCUACAGUUAAAUUACUGUAGAAACUGUUCCUGUUAAAACGUUUUUCAAUAAGUAUGGGCUAUUUUGACAAGUAGGAUGCAAUCUUUAAACAAUUCUAGUAUAAUAAUAAUAAUAAAAGACUUUCUUCUUUCACCGACCACUGGUGCUCUUAGCUUUAUAGCGAUGGCUAAAUUUAAUGUACAUUAAAAAUUAAAAGGCAAAGCAAAGACACGAGAAUGUUAAAGUGUCAAAUAUAUGAUUGUAGCUGUAUAUAAUGGUCUUAUGAAAUCUUUUUUGCCUCUAAUCAGCAAUAUUUCACAUGCUGAGGCUAAAAUGAAAUGAAUGGCUUAUAACUAUAUGCAUGUACCUGAACUGUUAAAUAAAAUGUAUAUACUAUUG